Penicillium psychrosexuale is the source of this 1455-nucleotide messenger RNA. RefSeq lists its product as uncharacterized. The transcript is spliced from 5 exons. Lineage: Eukaryota; Fungi; Ascomycota; Eurotiomycetes; Eurotiales; Aspergillaceae. The coding region runs from base 1 to 1455 and encodes 484 amino acids. The record is from RefSeq and is a predicted model, not a curated record.
AUGGCGCGGACAAGAAAAGCUAGAAAAGCUCGUCAGCAGCAGCUUCUCACUCCAGCCCCAAGUGGUAAGGGAACACCGAGUCCCAGUACUCAAAAGGCUCCGGACCGAAGUCACACUGGCACACCGGGUGCAAGUGACAGCGAGGGAGGAAGGGGAGGAAGCCAUGUCUCCUUUCGUGAUGGUCCUAAUAAGAAACCAAGAGGAUCUGAAUAUAGCCUGCUCGACGACGAAGUGAUGCAGAGUGGGGGGCCCCAAGACUUGGAUAGUAGGCAAUUGCAGCCGACAAUUGAGUAUGAUGACGAGCAGCCGACUAUUGAGCACGACAAUGAACAAUCGCUUCUAGACCAUAACUUGUACCUACCAUUUUUCAAUGAAUUGAACCAAAAGAUCAAGGCUGCCAAUAAAAAGGAUCGUAGGCCGGCUUUAGGUGGAUGUGUGGACUAUGAGAUUGUCACAAACGCUGUUACUCUUUGGAGACUACGAUAUGGUAAUAUCAAUGUGAACCGAACUAAACGAUUUGUGACGGAUUUCAACUAUACCUACAAUAUGAUCAACGCGUUCAACGAAAAGUUUUAUCUCUCCGAAAACUGGAAUAUCAGCCCCAUGGAGUUGGAGGGAGUACUCAGUUCGAAUGAUAUGCGAACAAUGUACGCAAACGUCGCCAGCAACACUUACAAAAGAGCGCCGCCUACUACUCGGCAACCUAGCGGCUUUCACAAUCUGACCGAAGGCAAUCUGACAGGAUUUCAACAAUUAGAAGCCAGAGCCCAGAGUGAACAGAGGGCUCUUUCUUCCGGGGAAGUUCUAUAUUGGUGGAAAAAGGGUACUGGCUAUCAAACUUUUGUGAAAUAUGGAGAUGUGGAUUCCACUAGGGCUCACGUCUCUGAUAUUCUCGGUGUGGGCUGGAAAGUUCCAGAUGACGAUGAUGACAAUAUAGAUCUGCUAAAUUUGAUUGUCCCAGGGCCUGGUGUUACAUACCCACAGACACGUGUGAUAGUCCUCUGGAGUGAUAGAAGGACUACACUCAAAACAAGGACCUUUAUUCGCCGAAUCGCCACCGGUCCAAGCCGCAACGGUGACAACAUUAUCUAUCAGAAGGCGUUAGAAGUGGAACAAACGCGUGGUAACGAUCAGCCAUCAGAAGACGAGGGCGAUGAAGAAGACUAUGCAGCCUCGCAAGGAUUUGAAUACCCGGAAGACAACCCCCCGAGAAGAAGAACAAAGCGGCGUCCGCAGCCCCAAGAGAUGCGAGAAUCCACAACGUCAAGUUCACGUGCCCCGAAGUACAGCAGAGGCCACUAUGCGAACGUAAAGCGAGGCGAAAGUGGGAGUUCACGAUACCGAGAAAGCUCGUACCAGACUCACGACCUUCGUCGCGAUAUAGAAAAACCGAUACGCCAGCCUACUCAAAUGGAGAAUAGGUCUUCGACGCCGCGGCAGGCAGCGAGGCACUAG